AGGUGACCGCGGCGGCGGCGGCGGCGGAGGGUGUGGGACGCGGGGAGGUGGCUGCACAGGCUGGGCUGUCCCGGGAGCUCGGCCGCGGCCAUGGGGGGCCUGAAGGACGAGCUGCUCAAGACCAUCUGGCACGCGUUCACCGCGCUGGACCUGGACCACAGCGGCAAGGUGUCCAAGUCGCAGCUCAAGGUCCUCUCCCACAACCUGUGCACGGUGCUGAAGGUGCCCCACGACCCCGUGGCCCUGGAAGAGCACUUCCGGGAUGACGACGAGGGGCCCGUCUCCAAUCAGGGCUACAUGCCCUACUUAAACAAGUUCAUUCUGGAAAAGGUCCAAGACAACUUUGAUAAGCUUGAAUUAAAUAGGAUGUGUUGGACCCUCUGUGUCAAAAAAAACCUCACAAAGAAUCCCCUGCUCAUCGAGGAAGAAGAUUCAUUUAAAGUGUGGGUUAUUUUCAACUUUUUAUCUGAGGACAAGUAUCCAUUAAUUAUUGUGCCGGAAGAGAUUGAAUACCUGCUUAAGAAACUGACAGACGCCAUGGGAGGAGUUUGGCAGCAAGAACAGUUUGAAGAUUAUAAAGUCAACUUUGAUGACGGGAAAGAGGGCCUCUCGGCGUGGGAGCUGAUCGAGCUCAUUGGAACCGGACAGUUCAGCAAAGGCAUGGACCGGCAGACGGUGUCCAUGGCCAUUAAUGAGGUCUUCAAUGAGCUGAUACUGGAUGUGUUGAAGCAGGGUUACAUGAUGAAAAAGGGUCACAGACGGAAAAACUGGACUGAACGCUGGUUUGUACUAAAACCCAACGUGAUCUCUUAUUAUGUGAGCGAAGAUCUGAAAGACAAGAAAGGAGACAUUGUCUUGGAUGAAAACUGCUGUGUGGAGUCUUUGCCUGACAAAGAUGGAAAGAAAUGCCUUUUUCUCAUAAAGUGUCUUGAUAAGACCUUUGAGAUUAGUGCUUCCGAUAAGAAGAAGAAGCAGGAGUGGAUUCAAGCCAUUCACUCCACCAUCCACCUGCUGAAGCUGGGCAGCCCCCCGCCGCACAAAGAGGCCCGCCAGGGCCGGAGGGAACGCCGGAAGAAGCUGCUGGCUGAGCAGGAGGAGCUGGAGCGGCAGAUGAAGGAGCUCCAGGCCGCCAACGAGAACAAGCAGCGGGAGCUGGAGACCGUGAGGAAGAAACUGGAAGAAGCGGCCUCUCGGGCAGCAGAAGAGGAAAAGAAACGCCUGGAGACGCAGGUGGAGCUGCAGGCCCGGUUCAGCACGGAGCUGGAGCGGGAGAAGCUGAUCCGACAGCAGAUGGAAGAGCAGGUUGCCCAGAAGUCCAAUGAGCUGGAGCAGUACCUGCAGCGUGUGCGGGAGCUGGAGGACAUGUACCUGCAGCUGCAGGAGGCCCUGGAGGACGAGCGGCAGGCCCGGCAAGACGAGGAGAUGGUGCGGAAGCUUCAGGCCAGGUUGCUGGAGGAGGAGUCUUCCAAGCGGGCGGAGCUGGAGCGGUGGCACCUGGAGCAGCAGCAGGCCAUCGAGACGACGGAGGCCGAGAAGCAGGAGCUGGAGAACCAGCGCGUCAUGAAGGAGCGGGCCCUGCAGGAGGCCAUGGCGCAGCUGGAGCAGCUGGAGCUGGAGCGGAAGCAGGCGCUGGAGCAGUACGAGGGGGUUAAGCAGAAGCUGGAGAUGGCCACUAGUAAGACCAAGAGCUGGAAGGACAAAGUGGCCCAGCACGAAGGGCUCAUCCGCCUGAUAGAGCCAGGUUCCAGAAACCCCCACCUCGUCACGCACUGGGGCCCGGCCGCCUUCACGCGGGCGGAGCUGGAGGAGCGCGAGAAGAGCUGGAAAGGGAAGAAGGGCACCGAGUGACCGAGCGACGGGCCCUGUCCAGCCGCCGCCACGUGCAGCCGGAGGGCUUUGUGCGGAAGGCAAACGGAACUGGCUUUGCUGCUUCUAACCUCUCUCCCUUCAGCCUCCCGUUCGGUCCAGACACUGCGGAAGCCUCUGCCGUCUUCCUGCAAAUGAGGGCUCAUCUGGGAAGGAAAAAGCCGACACUGCCAGCUCCUCACAGACUCUUUCUCUGAAAACGGCCGCUCCUGGAAACCCCUCCGAUUCUCGUCAGCGUCGCCCCGUCCUGCUGGGGGACGGGCUGGUGCUCUGGGUCCCCGGUGCUCGGACCUCUGUGGACUCGGGUCCGCCACCUCCCUCUGCAGCACAUGUCCUCCUCCCUGUACCGGUGUCUAAGCUAGAUCGGCAGUUUCCUGGCAGUUCACGGGGGUGCCCUGACCAUCCUGCUCCGAGCCGGGAGCCAGCAGCUGGCCCGAUCCUCGACUGAGCGGCCGCAGCAGGUGUCUGUGUAAAGCUCGGUGCCACCGGCUUACCUCUGGCUCCAGGGCCUGUCUGGGCAGUCGGCAUCCUUUUUAAACAGACACACACAGUAAGUCCUCAGUAGCAUUAUGGACAGUGCUGGAACCUAAGGGAAGUGACGUAUACAGCAAAACCAGUUUUCCCGCAGGCUAAUCCAUCAAGGCCAGGGCUAAGUGUUCUUGGUAUCUCCUCAGCAUGGUAACAAAACGGGAUUGCACCAAACGAUGUCACUCAAGGACCUGCUGUAUUUAGGGAUCAAAGCCCGUAGAUGAACUGAGUGGAUCCCAUUUGGAAUGAGAUUUUGAGAGUAGCUGAAUUCCUCCUCUGAUUUACAAUGGUUUUGGCAGUCAGCGUGCUGACGGAGCCCGGUGUUACUUUGGUUGUUACUGUACAGGGCGUCUCAGGAGUAUGGGAACGCUUGUCCUACUCGGGCCUUUUCCCUAAUACACAGGCGUUAUGAUCAUUUAUAGGAAAACAUUUUAAAAGUGUAUUUUUGUCACAUGCCAUUUUGAGAGGAAACAAAAUAUUUAUAAAUGUUCAAACAUUCUCACCUAAAUGUACAAUGUAAUAUGCUGAACAAUCUUACAAUUUUUUUGCUAAUUUUCUAAGAUAUAUUAAACAUAUUUUGUAUGAUUUUUUAAAAAAUGGACUUUUAAGAAAAUAAAAAAACACACCCCCCCCAGAACAA
This is a messenger RNA of Pipistrellus kuhlii (Kuhl's pipistrelle), 3034 nucleotides long. RefSeq names its product switching B cell complex subunit SWAP70 (gene SWAP70). Gene Ontology annotation, molecular function: calcium ion binding. Lineage: Eukaryota; Metazoa; Chordata; Mammalia; Chiroptera; Vespertilionidae. The transcript is spliced from 12 exons. The record is from RefSeq and is a predicted model, not a curated record. The coding region runs from base 91 to 1848 and encodes 585 amino acids. Gene Ontology annotation, cellular component: nucleus; cytoplasm.